AUGGAGCAACAGAACCCGCACCAGACCUUCAUUGACCCUGGUCCAUUGGUGCCGUCUCUCCUGACGUUGCAGGAGAAACACAUUUCGACGUACAUAUGGAACAGAUCUGGUGACGCAAAUCCAGAUGAUCGUGUACUGAACGUCAGACACGCUGCUUCAUGGGAUCAUCUAAAUAUACCCGAGGAUAUCCAUCCUUACCUGCAGCAGGCAGGGUUUUAUCACAUUGCGCGUCUGCGCAACCAUGAGAUUGACCACCAUCUCAUUUCGGCCCUUGAGGAGAGAUGGCGUCCUGAGACGCGCAUAUUCCAUAUGUCCAUGGGUGAGGUGACGAUUACUCUGGAGGAUGUCCACCAUCUGCUUGGACUGCCUACAGAUGGAGAGGUUGUAUCUGGCCGCGUUGGAGUUGACCGUAUGCGAUACACACGUGCAUUGAUUUUGCGCAUUAUAGGUGGUUGCCUCUUCGUUGAGACUGCAUCUAGCUUCGUCCAUGCGCGGUAUCUCCUAUUUUUGGAUGAUUUUCAGAGGACUAGGACGUAUUCUUGGGGUUCCGCUGUCCUGACUACUUUGUACAGGGAGUUGUGCAAGGUUACUGACCCAGGACGAUCGGAUAUGGGUGGCUGUACUCUGUUACUACAAUUGUGGGCAUGGACACGUUUCCCUACUAUCUCCCCAGGAAUCCCAGAGAUCACCGAUCCAGAUGCUAUUUUUGGAGUUGUGCAGGGAGUUAGAAUACGUUGCAGGCUUUAUUUCACCCAAGUUCGCUGCUGA
Molecule: messenger RNA, 768 nt
Organism: Gastrolobium bilobum
Lineage: Eukaryota; Viridiplantae; Streptophyta; Magnoliopsida; Fabales; Fabaceae
Product: protein MAIN-LIKE 1-like
Exons: 3
Coding region: 1-768 (255 amino acids)
Biological process (GO): meristem development; meristem maintenance
Source: RefSeq, a predicted model, not a curated record